AUGGUUCAGGCGAUUCCCACAUAUAUCAAAGAGGCGUGGAACGCAUGGAACAUCAGAGGAAUGGUGAUUUCCAGUCUCACGAUUCAGACAAUUCUCAUUCUCUUUGCUCCUUCGAGGAAACGAACAUCCAACAGGUUCCUUGCUUUGGUCCUGUGGUUGUCCUAUCUCUUAGCAGAUUGGUCUGCAAACUUUGCUAUCGGUCUCAUUGCUAAGAAUCAAGGGAAAGAACUAAAACCAGAUGAUCCUCCACAAGAUCAGAAGCUCAUGGCUUUGUGGGCACCCUUCUUGCUCUUGCAUCUUGGUGGACCCGACACCAUCACUGCAUAUUCUCUCGAAGACAAUUCUCUUUGGCACAGACACUUCCUCGGCCUCGCUUUACAAGCUGUCUCUGGUGCAUAUGUGGUUAUCCAAUCUCUACCCAAUACGCUUUGGAUGAUCAUAAUGUUUUUGUUCAUUGCUGGGACUUUCAAGUAUCUGGAGAGAACGAUUGCGUUGUACCUUGCAAGCUCGGAUAAGUUCAGAGGCUCCAUUCUCAAGGUGUCUGAUUCAGAUUCCGAUGAGACUGACGACAUGGAGAAGGUAGUCAUGCAUCCCUCUGGAAAGUCCGUGCAAGAGUAUGGCAAACAAAAGAGACCAUUAAAGCUAGAAAAGCCUGGGAGGGAUUUGACAGACCUCGAGAUUCUUCAGUUUGCUUUCUGGUUCUUCAACAACUUCAAGAGUCUUCUGGUCAAUAACAUCUUUACCUCUGAGCAGAGAGAUGAGAGCAGGGAGUUCUUCAGCAAGUUGAAAGACGAAGAAGCUUUGAGGAUUCUAGAGGUGGAGCUCGGCUUUAUCUAUGAAGGUUUGUACACAAAAGUUUCGGUUUUUCAUAGUUGGGUUGGGGCUGUGACUCGGAGCAUAGCCUUGGGAUCUCUUGUGUCAGCUUUCUUCAUCUUUCAUUAUAGACCCAAGAAGGUUCAUGAGUUUCAUGGAGCAGAUAUAGUGAUCACCUACACUCUCUUCUUAGUUGGAAUAGCUCUGGAUCUCACAUCACUCCUCAUGGCCAUACCCUCAGACUGGACAUUUGCUGUCAUCAGUAGGCUUAAUGAAGACGAUGCAGACAGUGGCUCACGGAUAGACCACCAAAUCAACUGGUUUCUUGGUCUAAAGAGGCUGCAAUGGAAGACACAAACAUGCUGCGAGGGAAGAGUAAAGCAUGAGGUGCUUAACACACCGUUUCUACUCCAAAGAUGGGCAGGAAACAUCAAGCUGUUCAACUUCCUUGCGUACUCUGUGAAAGCAGAUAUCGAGAGGAUCCAUGACACCAAGGGACGAAGACGCCGGCGUGUAUGGAAGGCUAUACUUCUCCCUUUCAUUCACACAAACAACAUCCUCAAGAAAAUCUGCACAAGCAUCGCCAUAUGGAAUCAUGAUCUUCGCCAGUAUGUCAAGUAUGUCAUAAAUCAGUGGUCUAGCAAAAACCCAGUAGCUCGUUAUGGUAUAGUAAUUGUUGAGUUUUGGUUCUUGAUACCUCACUUCUUCACGUUUAUCAUCAACUGCAUCACCAACUUACUCGGCAUCGACGAUCUGCUGGAUGACAUCAACCUGACAAGAUCUGUACACAGUGAACCCUUGACAAAAGAGCUCUGGAUUUUCAUAUUCACUGAGCUGCGAUCUAGACUCCAGCGUCCAGACAAGAAGAGAAGCAAAACAAAAGCCGGAAGGAAAGGAUGGGCUUCCGGCGACAUUAAGUUAGAAAUGGCGGAUCCGGAACAGCUGAUGCGUUACAUAGCAGAUGUUGAUUACGACCGGAGCCUUAUGCUGUGGCACAUAGCAACUGAGCUGUGUUACCGAGAAGAAGCAUCCACUGAAGAGAACUGCAACGACCGUGAGCUAAGCAAAAUGCUGUCGGACUACAUGAUGUAUCUGUUGAUUAUGCAGCCAAAGCUCAUGUCGGAGGUUGCAGGGAUAGGGAAGAUCAGGUUUAGAGACACAUUGGCCGAAGCUAAGAGAUUCUACAAGAGGCGGUAUAUUGAGAACUCAGGGGAUGUGAAAAAAUCAAGCGAUGAAAUCCUUUCGGUCAGGAUAGAGAUUCAUCCAAGUAAUGUUAAGGGAAACCAAAGCAAAUCUGUGUUGUUCGAGGCUAGGGCGCUGGCGAAAGAACUCAGCAAGGUGAGUGAUCGUGGAGAAAACAAGUGGAGAGUAGUGAGCAAAGUGUGGAUGGAGUUGUUAUUCCACGCAGCAUGCAACUGCGACGCUACAGCGCGCAUGGAGCAGCUGAGCAAAGGAGUAGAGCUUAUCAACUUUGUUUGGCUAGCAGUGGCUCACCUCGGCCUUGGAGAUCAGUCGAAUUCAUCAGAAAGUGAGGCCAAACUGGAUUCAAGGUGA
Messenger RNA from Microthlaspi erraticum, 2367 nucleotides. NCBI's taxonomy places the organism in Eukaryota, Viridiplantae, Streptophyta, Magnoliopsida, Brassicales, Brassicaceae. The record is from the annotation of a GenBank genome assembly.